This is a messenger RNA of Juglans microcarpa x Juglans regia, 991 nucleotides long. RefSeq names its product protein BUD31 homolog 2. Gene Ontology annotation, cellular component: spliceosomal complex; nucleus. Gene Ontology annotation, biological process: mRNA splicing, via spliceosome. The record is from RefSeq and is a predicted model, not a curated record. The coding region runs from base 329 to 766 and encodes 145 amino acids. The transcript is spliced from 6 exons. NCBI's taxonomy places the organism in Eukaryota, Viridiplantae, Streptophyta, Magnoliopsida, Fagales, Juglandaceae.
CGCCCAAUUGUCGGAAGAGGGCUUGUAGAAACAUGGGGAUUUAAAUUUUUUCGCUUCAUUUUUCCCCUCCCCCCUCUUUCCCAAGCCCCCGAGACCCAAGCCCCCCAGACCGCCCAUCCGUGCAGCUCAGCACCACCGCAUAGCCAGCCAUCUUCCGCGCCGCCGGCCUCAGAUUAAGUGAGAUACCGCGAGAGAGAGAGACAGACAGACAGACAGACUGCGAGUCAUUGGUUCGAUCGUGUUUGCAGCAGAGUCAAGUUUUUGAACUCGAAUCUUAAAUUUUCUUUCUUGACAAAAACUCGGACAGGCAAUCUUUGGUAGUAGAAGAAUGCCAAAGGUGAAAACAAACCGUGUUAAAUACCCGGAGGGCUGGGAAUUAAUUGAGCCUACUCUUCGCGAACUGCAAGCAAAGAUGAGAGAAGCUGAGAAUGAUCCACAUGAUGGGAAAAGAAAAUGUGAGGCAUUAUGGCCUAUUUUUAAAAUAGCACAUCAGAAGAGUCGCUAUAUUUUUGACCUUUACCACCGCAGAAAGGAAAUAUCCAAGGAAUUGUAUGAAUUCUGUCUGGAUCAAGGCUAUGCUGACCGCAAUAUAAUUGCAAAAUGGAAAAAGCCGGGUUAUGAACGUCUCUGCUGCUUAAGAUGCAUUCAACCACGGGAUCACAAUUUUGCUACCACGUGCGUGUGCCGAGUGCCAAAGCAUCUGAGAGAGGAGAAGGUUAUCGAGUGUGUCCAUUGCGGUUGUAAGGGCUGUGCAAGUGGGGACUAAUUUUUCUCACCUUCCAUGAACGACAAGAUCCCGGUGCCAUGUACUUGUCAGCAAUAUGUCUAAACUUCAUCUUGGUUAUCAUCCUGAAGCUGGCCCUUAGCAUGUGGUAUUAGGAUUGUCUUUUUUCUUUUUCUUUUUUUGGGGGGGUGGGGGGGGCACCGUGACAGAUUGUUUUGAUAAUUAAGCAGACAUAUAAAGAGCAUAGUUCGACAAUCUUUGCUAUCA